Sander lucioperca (pikeperch) is the source of this 1879-nucleotide messenger RNA. RefSeq lists its product as uncharacterized. The record is from RefSeq and is a predicted model, not a curated record. NCBI's taxonomy places the organism in Eukaryota, Metazoa, Chordata, Actinopteri, Perciformes, Percidae. The transcript is spliced from 4 exons. The coding region runs from base 110 to 604 and encodes 164 amino acids.
UGUAACCCAGGUCUCAGUGUGUCACUGUUGAAGGAUCGUACCACAGAGUGUGUUCUGCUGCUGUGACCUGGCAAGACCCCUGGCGCUACUUCACAGACAGGUGAGGAAGAUGAUGAAGGAGAUUCUGGUAAUGCUCUGCAUGAUCUUAACAUGCAGAGCUCAGAAAUGGAACCAUGAAACCUCACGUUGGGACCCUAAAGCAGAACACGCCAACGGCAAGACUUGUUCCAACUUGACCCAGGUACUGGACAACUGGAAAUUUGCUAUUCUAACCCAAGUGAAAGAUCUUCUGAUCAAUGACCACGCUUCUGUCCUGCCCGAAUACAACAGGAUCCCGCCUCUGUCAGAUGCCCUGGGAGACCUCUACAGGCAGUUUAACACUCUAAAAGACGAGCUCGGGAGGCUUACCUCAAAGUUUGACGGUGUGGAGGGUUUUGUGGAGGACCUCAAGUAUGGCAGAUCCGCUCUGCCUCAGCGGCCCGUACCGAGGGUCCCCCCCGGCGUUGGUCUGAGGUCUCCUCUGCGAGCACAGAUGAGGGCUCCUGACAGGGGGAAGGGGCCAACACUGAUUAGAGCGAGGAGAAGAGGGCCACAGAGACCUUAGAAAUGCCAAUGCUCAUGUAUCAGAAAAGAGUUAAUGGGUUUAUAUAUAUUUUUCAGAAGAAGAAGAUUAGUUUGUCUAAUUUUAUCAAUGAGUGUGAUGUCAGAAUAGGUCACAUAAAUAAGAACGACUUAGUGAUGCAUGAUGUAGAAAAGAUGAUUUUCCAAAUGUGUUUAUCUUAGCCUUUCUGUACAAAGUCACUUUUAACCACAAGGUGGAAGCAUUGAUCAAAUUAACUAGACUGUCAUCCUGCUGCUCUAUGUGUAUCAAUAGCUUGACAUAAAGUCUAGAGGUGUGAUAUAACACAAUAUAUAGAUACCUUUUAGACAUUGAUUAACAUUGUAUGACCAUUUGUUUGUAUUUGAGUUUUGUCGCCCAAAUGAUUAUUAAAAAAUAGAUUAAUUUGCAAGUUAAAUUAAUCAACAUUUGCUACAUUGUAAAUAUACUACAUUCAGUAACAUUAUUAGGACCAAUCACUGUCCAACCAUUGGGAAAAAUGUGUUCUUAAGCGUGUGAGGGACACAUUGACAUGCACAAAAAGGGAUCGAACCACCAUGAAAGUGGCUGAGAUACAGCUGCCCCCAUUAUCAAUGGAAUGCAACAGAGUUUUCAAACACACUUUUUUUCAUUUUUAUAUUUAUUUUAAUAUAUGCCUAAUAUGUUUUCCUUGUCUGUGAUAUCCUGAUUAGACUGCAGUAGAAUUUCAAAAUGGACCAUAGCAUAAGUAAGAUCUUGACGAAUUUUGGAGACUAAAAACUAAAAUUCACCUGUUCGUUAUUAUUUCUCUCUGCCACAACUAAGAUAAAUAAUUGAAUAAGCAGUGAAAAUACUGUAACAGCCCUGUACUGUACAAGUUCAGGAAUAAUGUUGAAAAAAAUGUUGAACAAGUACGACUUGUUCAACUUUUUUUUUUUUAGGGACAGCUGCAAGAUUUACUCAAUACAAUGGACACUGCAAUGGAGUUAAUAUAUAUCAAGGUUGAUAUAAUGAAAGCAGUGGUUUUCCCCCUGGGGUGAUGAUGCAAGUGACAUGUUUGUUAUGAAACUUGAUUAAUAUUGUUUAACCUGGGUUGACUACUGCCAGUGUCAGGAUGUUAGAAUAAUCAGCAAAUUUGCAAAUGAAACUGAGUUUUCAUCCUCUGUCAGUGAAGCAUCACCUCUCAUCUCCUCCCUCUCUUCCUUCCCAGGAUGCACCUGCAGGCCUCCUCUCUCUAUUUAUAGCUCCAUGUAAAUGAAGAGGUCAAGUGUCAGCUCUCUGUACAAUAACAGGAAACGGUCU